Molecule: messenger RNA, 3081 nt
Organism: Psylliodes chrysocephalus
Lineage: Eukaryota; Metazoa; Arthropoda; Insecta; Coleoptera; Chrysomelidae
Source: the annotation of a GenBank genome assembly
CAGUUUUGCACAGCUGUCUUGUGUCUACGGCGUGGCAGAGAUUCGUUGAUUCUUUCUCUUUCUUUUACGGGAGUGCGCCAUCGUUGGCGUAUCGUAUUUUUUGGUUGUGCUUGAGAAAAUCAUAAAACAUCCAAAAUGGUGAACUUUACGGUUGACGAAAUUAGGGUCAUGAUGGACAAAAAGAAGAACAUCCGUAACAUGUCUGUGAUUGCCCAUGUUGAUCAUGGUAAAUCAACCCUCACAGACUCCCUUGUAUCUAAAGCCGGUAUUAUUGCUGGUGCCAAAGCUGGAGAAACUAGAUUUACAGAUACUAGAAAAGAUGAACAGGAACGUUGUAUUACCAUCAAAUCAACUGCCAUAUCUAUGUACUUCGAGUUGGAAGACAAAGAUCUUGUCUUCAUCACCAACCCAGACCAACGUGAAAAAGAUGAAAAAGGUUUCUUAAUCAACUUAAUUGACUCUCCUGGUCACGUAGAUUUCUCUUCAGAAGUAACAGCUGCCCUUCGUGUCACAGAUGGUGCUCUAGUAGUAGUAGAUUGUGUUUCUGGUGUGUGUGUACAAACGGAAACUGUACUCCGUCAAGCUAUUGCUGAACGUAUUAAGCCCAUUUUGUUCAUGAACAAGAUGGACCGUGCACUCUUGGAAUUGCAAUUAGAUGCUGAAGAACUCUACCAAACUUUCCAACGUAUUGUAGAAAAUGUCAACGUAAUUAUCGCCACCUACAAUGAUGAUUCAGGACCAAUGGGCGAAGUCAGAGUUGACCCAAGCAAAGGUUCAGUUGGUUUUGGUUCUGGACUUCACGGUUGGGCUUUCACACUCAAACAAUUUGCUGAGAUGUAUGCAGAGAAAUUCAAGAUCGACGUAGUCAAGCUAAUGAACAGAUUGUGGGGUGAGAGCUUCUUUAACGCCAAAACUAAGAAAUGGGCCAAACAAAAGGAUGAUGACAAUAAACGUUCCUUCUGCAUGUACAUUCUUGAUCCCAUUUAUAAGAUCUUCAAUUCCGUCAUGAACUACAAGAAAGAAGAGUAUGAAGCACUUUUACCUAAAUUAGGUAUUAUUUUGAAACAUGAAGACAAAGACAAGGACGGUAAACAAUUAUUGAAAGUCAUAAUGAGAACUUGGUUGCCUGCUGGUGAAGCAUUACUUCAAAUGAUUGCCAUCCAUCUCCCAUCUCCAGUAGUUGCCCAAAAAUACAGAAUGGAAAUGUUGUACGAAGGUCCAUUGGAUGAUGAAGCAGCAUUAGGAAUCAAGAACUGUGACGCCACUGCUCCCUUAAUGAUGUACAUCUCCAAGAUGGUACCCACCUCCGACAAAGGUCGUUUCUACGCCUUUGGUCGUGUCUUCUCCGGUAAAGUCGCUACAGGUAUGAAGGCCCGUAUCAUGGGUCCCAACUACACACCAGGCAAAAAAGAAGAUUUGUAUGAAAAAGCCAUCCAACGUACCAUCCUUAUGAUGGGACGUUAUGUUGAAGCCAUCGAAGAUGUACCAUCCGGUAACAUCUGUGGUUUGGUCGGUGUUGACCAGUUCUUGGUCAAGACUGGUACCAUCUCCACUUUCAAAGAUGCUCACAAUUUAAAGGUCAUGAAGUUCAGUGUGUCUCCUGUUGUACGUGUUGCUGUUGAACCCAAGAACCCUGCUGAUUUGCCAAAACUUGUAGAAGGUUUGAAACGUUUAACCAAAUCAGAUCCUAUGGUACAAUGUAUCAUUGAAGAAUCAGGUGAACACAUUAUUGCCGGUGCCGGAGAACUCCAUCUUGAAAUUUGCCUUAAAGAUCUUGAGGAAGACCACGCAUGCAUUCCUAUUAAGAAAUCGGACCCUGUUGUAUCCUACCGUGAAACAGUCAGUGAAGAAUCUGACCAAACGUGCCUCUCCAAAUCACCAAACAAACACAACAGAUUAUUCAUGAGAGCCCAGCCAAUGCCUGAUGGUUUGGCUGAAGAUAUCGAUGAAGGAAAGGUCAACCCACGUGACGAUUUCAAAGUCCGUGCUCGUUACCUUACUGAAAAAUACGACUAUGAUAUCACUGAAGCCCGUAAGAUCUGGUGCUUUGGACCCGACGGUACAGGACCAAACAUCCUUGUCGAUUGUACAAAAGGAGUGCAAUAUCUUAAUGAAAUCAAAGAUUCCGUUGUUGCUGGUUUCCAAUGGGCCACCAAGGAAGGUGUACUCUCUGAAGAGAACUUACGUGGUGUUAGAUUCAACAUUUAUGAUGUUACUCUCCAUGCUGAUGCCAUUCACAGAGGUGGUGGUCAAAUCAUCCCAACAACCCGUAGGUGUCUGUACGCUUGUUUGUUGACUGCAUCUCCCAGACUUAUGGAACCCAUCUACAAGUGUGAAAUUAUGUGUCCUGAAGUUGCUGUUGGUGGUAUCUAUGGUGUACUUAACAGAAGAAGAGGACACGUAUUUGAAGAGGCCCAAGUCGCCGGUACUCCAAUGUUCAUAGUCAAAGCUUACCUACCUGUAAACGAAUCUUUCGGUUUCACUGCCGAUUUACGUUCCAACACUGGAGGACAAGCCUUCCCUCAAUCAGUCUUUGACCAUUGGCAGAUCUUGCCUGGUAACCCAAUGGAAGCUGGAACUAGACCAUAUGGUAUUGUACAGGAUACACGUAAGAGGAAGGGUCUUAAAGAAGGACUUCCAGACCUCAUGCAAUAUCUGGAUAAAUUAUAAACAUCCAAGAAAUCUAAUUUAUGUACAGAUUAUUUAAUAAAAUUAUUACAAUUUACUCAACAACUUAUAGUUAAUUAUAAUUGUAUUUUUUUAUCUGGAAGUUUUUUUAGUUGAAAGAUCAAAUACAAGUUAAAUAAUCUGCAAAAGUUUUUAUUUGUUAUAUUUUAUAUUCUUUUUGUUGAUAUUCCGGAAUAAUUUGUAUAUUUAUUACCCAUUGACAUCAAUAGUAAAUUUGAUAAAAACUAAAAUUAUGCGUAUUUAUUUUUUUAUCGUUUUUUAGGGAAUCUUAUUAAACCCCUUAAUUUUGGAAAAUCGCAAUUGUCUAGUUUAAUUUUAAAGUACUGAUUAAUUAAUGUUAAGUAUACUGUUUUUGGAUAAUGUAUAAAAUAAAACUCAGUUUUUUUUAUGAAA